This is a messenger RNA of Apaloderma vittatum (bar-tailed trogon), 1219 nucleotides long. RefSeq names its product grainyhead-like 2 (Drosophila) (gene GRHL2). Lineage: Eukaryota; Metazoa; Chordata; Aves; Trogoniformes; Trogonidae. Gene Ontology annotation, molecular function: DNA-binding transcription activator activity, RNA polymerase II-specific; RNA polymerase II cis-regulatory region sequence-specific DNA binding. The record is from RefSeq and is a predicted model, not a curated record. The annotation marks the transcript as partial. Gene Ontology annotation, cellular component: nucleus. The transcript is spliced from 9 exons. Gene Ontology annotation, biological process: neural tube development; brain development; regulation of transcription by RNA polymerase II.
UAACAAGCGACUUGUGGCCUUAGUGCCAAAUGACACUUCAUUCAACACCAGACGAGCCUACACCAGCGAAGAUGAAGCCUGGAAGUCGUAUUUGGAGAAUCCCCUAACAGCAGCUACCAAGGCUAUGAUGAGCAUAAAUGGUGAUGAGGACAGUGCUGCUGCUCUUGGCCUAUUGUAUGACUAUUAUAAAGUUCCCAGAGAUAAAAGGCUGUUGUCUGUUAACAAAGUGAGUGAUAAUCAAGAAGACCAAGAUAAAAGAAAUUGUCUUAAUACCACAGAAGCUCAGAGUAAUUUAAGUGCGGGAGAGAACCGCGUGCAAGUCCUGAAGACGGUGCCGGUUAACCUUUCCUUGAACCAAGAUCCUUUGGAGUCGUCCAAAAGGGAAUACAACACAAACGUGUCUGGGAGCUCAACGCCCAUCACGGGGACUGGAGUGACUGUGGUUAAAGCAGAGGAGUUCACCCCUGUUUUUUUGACGCCACAAGCACACUAUACAAGAGGAGAAAAUGAAGAGCACAGAGGGGUUAUCUUUGAACCGUAUGAAGUGUCCAACAUUGCUCCCCACACAAAUUAUCUCAAAGAUGACCAGCGUAGUACUCCGGACAGUACAUACAGUGACACCUUCAAAGAUGGAGGAACAGAAAAGUAUCGCAGUGUGUCAGUGGGGGCUGAAGAAUAUAUUUAUGAACAAACAAGUAGCACUUUUCAGUAUACACUAGAAGCUACCAAAUCUCUGCGUCAAAAGCAAGGGGAGGGGCCCAUGACCUACUUGAACAAAGGACAGUUCUAUGCCAUCACCUUGAGCGAGACGGGUGACAACAAAUGUUUCCGGCAUCCCAUCAGCAAAGUCAGGAGCGUGGUCAUGGUUGUUUUCAGCGAGGAUAAAAACAGAGAUGAACAGCUGAAAUACUGGAAGUACUGGCAUUCUCGGCAGCACACAGCCAAACAGAGGGUCCUUGACAUUGCUGAUUACAAGGAAAGUUUCAAUACCAUUGGGAAUAUUGAAGAAAUUGCAUUCAAUGCUGUGUCCUUUACUUGGGAUGUCAAUGAGGAAGCAAAGAUUUUCAUCACAGUGAAUUGCUUGAGCACAGACUUUUCCUCGCAAAAAGGAGUAAAAGGGCUUCCUUUGAUGAUUCAAAUUGACACGUACAGCUACAACAACCGCAGCAAUAAACCCAUCCACCGAGCCUACUGCCAGAUCAAGGUUUUUUGUGACAAG